Messenger RNA from Phoenix dactylifera (date palm), 1008 nucleotides. RefSeq lists its product as uncharacterized. NCBI's taxonomy places the organism in Eukaryota, Viridiplantae, Streptophyta, Magnoliopsida, Arecales, Arecaceae. The record is from RefSeq and is a predicted model, not a curated record. Gene Ontology annotation, molecular function: catalytic activity.
AUGAAGGUCCUUCUAUGGAAUUGCCGUGGCGCGGGAAAGCCUUCUUUCGCCCCGGCCUUUCGUAGGGUUGUGCAGCAGCACAAUCCGGACAUUUGUGUAGUAUUGGAAACCCGGUUGUCGGGACAGAGCUUACAGAAGGCUAGGAGAGCGGUACCGAGGUCAUGGGGAUUCUACUCAGUGGAGUCUCAAGGGCUAUCAGGAGGUAUUAUUGUUACAUGGGCGCAGGGACCAUGUAAAGUGGAUAUUUUCCAUGUCUGUACCCAGGAGGUGAUUAUGGUUAUUUCGGAGGGCAGUAUGAGGCCUUGGGUAUUUGCUGCGGUGUAUGCCAGUACUGAUUUCAGGGUGCGACGGAUACUGUGGGAGGAGGUGUCUCAGCUGAUCAGUUUGGAUUAUCCUAUGUUAGUAGCAGGUGAUUUUAACUGCAUUACAGAUCCCUCUGAAAAGAUGGGGGGUAGACCGUUUACUUAUGAGAGGAAGAUUACGGAGUUUCAGGACUUUCUGACAUCGACUGGAUUGAUAGAUCUGGGAUUCUUGGGCCCCAGGUAUACUUGGUGCAAUAAUCAGCAGGGUCGGGCUAGAGUGUGGGAGCGACUUGACAGAGCUUAUGGGACCGCUGGAUGGGUUCAGUGCUAUUCGGAUCAUCGGGUGAGCCAUUUAUCUAGGAUAGCGUCUGAUCAUUGUCCUCUAUUGGUGGGCACAGAUGUACACAUUCCAGUUCGACCCCCAUUCAGAUUUAAGAAGAUGUGGCUAUGCUAUCUGCGGUCGUGGGGGAUGGUGAGGGAGGCAUGGAGUACACCAGUCAAGGGUGACGCUAUGUACCGGGUGUCCCGGAGAUUGGAGCUGACGAGGAGACGGUUGAGGAGGUGGAACCGUGAGGAGGUUGGAGACAUCUUCAGGAGGAUCGAGGAGGUAGAGGAGGCUAUUACCAGAUUACAGAUGCAGGAGGCUCAGGGGGGGCCUUAUGGAGGGGGAGAUGGUAGAGUUGAGGUCACUUCUGUCAUUGCAUGA